Durusdinium trenchii is the source of this 924-nucleotide messenger RNA. NCBI's taxonomy places the organism in Eukaryota, Dinophyceae, Suessiales, Symbiodiniaceae. The record is from the annotation of a GenBank genome assembly.
AUGAGGCAUGGGAAGCGCUCUCAGCGAGACAGCCGUAGUCCCAGCCGAUCUCGACAUCGCAACAGCCGUCGGCGCAGCUUUUCGCGGGAGUCUCGACGCAGCCCACAGGGUCGGCGAAGCCGUAGCUGGCGAAGUAGCCGCAGAAGCCGCAGCCGGAAUGAUAGCCGAAGUCGAGGAGGUCGGUCCGAUUCCCGAAGACCUCAGCGGUCCAGGCGCCGCCAUGGCCGAUCGAAAAAGGGCCCGAACUGCCAGGCCUUUGUGCCUCCGAUGCCCGGCGGGAUGCCAUUCCCGAUGUUCCCGUUCCCGCCCCUUUGGCCUUGGCCCAUGCCCAAUACAGGUGCUGAGCCGUCGGGGCGGCGCUCGCCGCGGCGGCGUCGCCGUAGCAGCAGCAGCCGUGCUGAAGGGAAUUGCAAAGACUCGGUUCUGGUGAGGCGGAACUUGAUGGGUCGAGUGAUUGGCAGGGGAGGCGGCGUCAUCAAUACCAUCCGACAAGAUAGUGGAGCUCGGAUUGAUGCAGAGGACCGUGAUGAAGAUCAUUGUGAGUUCAGGAUCACUGGGACGGAGGAGCAGGUCCGCCGAGCCAAGACCAUGAUCCGAGAGCAAGCAGAUCGGGUUGCUUUGGAGCGACAUCCCUUAGGUGACCAGAUUGAGGAGAAGGACAUCGCUGCCGACCUGGAGUUUCCCGCCAGCAUCCUGGGCGCCUUGAUCGGCCCUCGUGGUAGCAAGAUCAAUGAGGUACGGGAGACCAGUGGUGCGAAAAUCCAGGUGAAGAAGCAAGAGGAGCGCUGCCACGUGCUCCUUACAGGCAGCGAUGAGCAGGUGGCAUCUGCCAGGGAGCUGGUUGAAAGCAUCGCGGAGGAAGCGAAGCAGGUCACAGAGAUGCCGAGGCCCGGAGAAGAAGGCUCUCGCCUUGGCUUGGGAUAG